AUGCAAAAGAGAAUGUAUCCGGCUAUUGGAAGAGUCCCGAUCAAGAUUGCCACCCGAUUCGAGAACACUAAGAACGACGAUGAGCUGAGGCUCAAGGGAAUUCCCCUCUGUUCAAUCGAUGUCACUAUCUCGCAUGUGGCGGUUAUGUAUGCGGCUGGCCGACUACUCGAUAGCAUACGCGAGCCAUUCAAUGCAUCAAUCAUACGCGCGGAAAUGGACCAAUUGAGCGACCGGGAAGAAAGGACUCCGACAGUGACCAAUGAAGAUUAUGAAAAUUGGAAGCAAGAACAAUUAAAGGCGGGAACGAUUGACCCGCUGUUUCUCAUACCAACCAUGAUCCUAUCGUUCAGCAUUGGAAAUAAACCUGGAUUUUGGUCUGGGGCGCGUGAGAUGCUUCAUACCCAAGGCAGCGAUGGAGUUCGUAACAUCCGAGGAAGGUCUGGUAUCGAUGAUAUAGCGAUUCGGAAGGUUCAGACUUGGUUUCUUUAUAUAGAUGUUUCUGAUCCUCUUCGCCCACGCUACGCUUUCUUGGAGGAGUGUAACAUUGUUGAGUCAACUCAAGCGAGGGAUAGCGGAAGACCCAAACCACUUUAUAUCUUCAAUGCUCGCGAACAUGCUUACCAACUCAUGAUACCCGAAUCUGAACUAUUCUCCAAUGGCGGGAGGUUCGGUGAAGAGCAGUGGUCGCGUCAUGUAGAAGGGGUUCGUCAAACCGGAUUUAGAGCAUUUAACAAGCUCCCUGACGAUCCCGACUUGGACCCGGACUACAAGGCCUUACUGAUAUCAAGGAUGAAGAGAGCGCGAGAGCAUCCAGCCGUCGUCAGAAUGCAAUCUUUUGGGUGGUUCACACCCGACGAUGUAAUUAACCCCGACGGGAGUGCCCUACUGCAAGGAAUCGAUCUAGAACUGAAAGAACUCCAAGUUCCUAAACGAAAGACGCGGCAACGCAAGGCCGCUGGGGCGAAGGCCGAUGCCAAUGAACAGGCACCGGAGACGAACGGUAAGCAAUUGAUAGUACCUAGAGAAAGGGAACGGCUUACGUUCGGGACGGCUCCUGGGGAGAGAAACCCCAGAGAGAGCGUACACAUAGUAGGCACCGGGAGGCGCCGAGGAGUGGCACUCGUCGGGAACGACGCGGUCAAGCUAUCCCCGUCUGCCUACGCGGCCCUAAUGAAUAGGGCCCCACCCAUCCGGAGGGUGCUGAGCUGGCCGAAACCAGCGAUCGAGACCCGCAUGAUAGCGGAUGCCCCCAAGGAAGGGGAAGCAGCGGUUCCUAGGAACGCUGAGGCAGCCGUCAGAGUCCCGGGAGAGCAAGAACUUACUCCCGGAGGAACCGACAGAGCGCCGGCUGCCGUUAGAGCGCCAGAGACACCCUCGACGAACAUGAGGAGGAAGGACACGUCCUCGGACGACGAUGUGUAUGUAACUGCCAGAACAAGUCGAGUAUGCGACGAGAGUGUCGUUCUGGAUAGUGAGGGUGAACCGCUGUUAGCGCAAUACGUAGUAAAUGACGAUACCAGUAAGACGCCCUCCGUUAGUAGCGAGCGAAGGAAGCGCUGGCGCCGUAAGUCCAAGGGGAACAUGAAAGACCCGAUUGGAAGCCCCAGUAAUGAGUCUAAGUCAACGGCUAAUUAUGAGGGACUUACCUGGGAUGAGGAGGUCCGACGGGUCAACGGCGAAGACCCGGGUGGUCCAAACACCAGCCUCCCGGACAUUAGUGAAUGGGUGAAUCCCGACUGGUCACGGUCGGACUACAUCCACGAAAGCAAUGAGCAGAGCGCUGGGACCGAUGGAGAGAGCGUACAGGUCAAUGCGCUCAUCUUCGAGGUUGAUGACAACUACGUAUACGACGACGACGAGUACGUGGAGGUGCUGCGCAAUUUGCGCAAUCAAGACCGACCUGAGAGCACACAUAGUCAGUCCCGAGGGGCUGGCCCAUCGCAAGCUCGCCAAACGCACCGAGUCACGGUGGAGGAAAUUGACGAAGAGACUGAAACAACUGAGACUAGUCGGACGCGCUCGUACGUCGGUAAAGGAAAGGGCAAGAAGAAGCCUAGGGAAAGGAGCAGGAAACGCAAGCGGCCAAGCCUUGGGAUGGCACUCGACGACCUAGAAGGGUCGCGAGGAGAAAGGGGCCGACCCACAGUCAGCAGGGAACCCUCAGUCACGUACCGAGGAGGAGGAUACCUGGAAGGACUUAUCAGCCCCUCACCAGCUCAACCUACGAUGAACGCUGAGAACGACCGAGAAACCGUACCAAGGGGUGAUAGGGGCGGGGCUAGAGACAAGCCUACAACCUGUAGCAGAAGAACCAACCCACCGCCUUCUACGGUGGAGUCGCCGGCCCCAUUGCAUGGGCAAGGUGGUGACGGGGAACUCCCGCAUACAGGCACCCCUGGAAGUGACUCAGAGCCCUCCGAUUCAGACUCGUCUGACAGUGACUACAGCUUGACCAACAAGUCUAUCUCCUCACGAUCCACGGGGAUGACGAGACAACAAGCUAGCCGUGAGCUGGAAGACAUAGUCAGAAAGCUCAGGAAACAGAACAAACAACUGGAGAAGAAAAUUGUGACACAGGCAAGAUCAGGGUACAAAGCCCAGACGCCUAAAGCUUACAAGGGCGAGGCGGACAUUGAUAAAUACGACAUGUUUAUCUUUAACUAUAAACUAUACUUGUCAGAUACCAAGCUUAGCGACCGCAAGGCCGUCCUCACAGUGAGCCGAUUCCUUGAGGACAAGGCGGCGACAUGGUACAUGAUGAAUGUAGCGCCAGACCCUGAAGCUUAUACAAUGGAAACAAUAUACAUUGGACUUUACAAAUAUUGUUUCCCCCCCGACUUCAAGGAGGAGGUGCAACGUCAGUAUAACCAGAAGCGGCAAGGGGACCUGAGCGUUCAGGACUACUUCGCCAAGCUGGCUAGGCUCCAUCGCAGACUUAGGGAUAUUGACGAUAGACAACACAUUCUGAGAAUCUGGGAGGGCGCCGCGCAGUAUAUUAAGGUUGAAUGGGCUCUAAAAUACAUGCAGCCGGAAACUACAGACAUAGAGACACUGCAAGAAGCGGCAUUGGCAGCAGAAAGGGCGCAUAAGAUCAAACGGAAAAUCAAAAGGUUGGGAAACAACAAGGGAAAUCCACAGAAGGAGCGGUCGUGUAGCCCCCCCAGGAAGAACAACCGCCAUCCUAAUUACAGAAGCUUGGCUAAUGGAUCAAACGGGAGGAACCGCAACCAUAGAAGCGGAAGCUACAAUGGUAACGGCGAACACGAGGAAGGAAAACUCACAAAUGAAGAACGGGAUAGGCUAAAGGCCGCCGGGCUAUGCUACGUGUGCCAGAGGUCGGGUCACCUCGCCCGUGAUUGCCCAAAGUUUCACAAGGCAAAACCGUUGCAUAUACGUGCAAACGCGGUUAAAGUCAGACCCAAGGAGAAAGUCCAAGUGUCCUCAGUCAUGCUCAAGGAACUGGAGGAACUCACCCAAACAAAGGACAGAAUCAAAGUGAACGCCGUGAGGGUGGGACCAAAGAAAGAGCCGACACCGAAACAUAUAGAGCGCAAUACUGUCAAGGUCAAGGACAACUCACGCAAGGUACCGGAUACACUGGUUGUCGAGGCCAAGAUCAAAGGCAAGUCGGUCCGUGUACUGCUCAACUCAGGAUGUCAAACUGACCUGGUGUUGUCGGCGUUGGUCAAUCAGCUUAAAUUGCCAAGGAUGGCACUGACAAAACCGUUACAAGUGCAACUGGCAAUGGCGGGGUCAAGAGGCACAUUACAUUAUGGUGUAUCAGCUAGAUUAGAAUAUCAAACGAUCAACAAAAAGCAAGGGUUUGAUGUGGGAAACCUGGACAACUACAACGUGAUCCUGGGCACGCUGUUCCUAUUCCAACAUAGCGUAAGACUGAGCUUCAACCCGUAUGGGGUAUACAUUGGGUCUAAGGAGUCGUUACCACUGGAAGGAGAGAACGUGAUCCAGAUAAACUUGUUGUCAGCAGACAUAGUUGGCGCCAGGAUGGUCGAGCUACGAGAAAGUCUGAGAGCGGAGGCGUCCAACGUCUGCAAACCAAAGGACGGAACAAUACCAUUACCACCAUUUAGAGCCAUAAACCACCAAAUACCCCUGUUGGACGAAUCCAAGGUGUAUAAGUUCCGACCGUCUAGGUGCCCUGAAGCGCUGAAAGGUCAGUUUGAGGCUAAGGCACACAACUACCUGAAAUCGGGACGGUGGAAACACAGCACCAGAUCAAACGCUAUACCAAUGCUAUUCAUACCUAAGAAGAAGGAUGGAAAGGUUGAGCUACGCACCGUACUAGACAAGCGGGAACAGAACGCAAACACAGUGAAGCUGGCGUUGCCGUUACCAAUACCAGAGGAUAUACUAAGCAAAGUCAGUAAGCACAAGUACCGGACGUUGUUGGACGGGAAAGAUGCGUACGAACAGAUCCGCGUAGUAGAAGACGACGUACCAAAGACGUUGUUUCAUACACCGAUGGGCACGAUGGUCAGCCAGGUGAUGCAACAAGGGGACUGCAACGCAGGGGCCACAUACCAAGCACUAAUGAACCACAUAUUUGCCCCCUACAUAGGCGUAUUUAUGUUUGUGUACCUGGACGACGUUGUGAUAUUUUCAGACACGCUAGAGGAACAUGUAGAACACAUACGUACCGUACUGAGAGUGCUGAAAAGGGAGCGGCUAUUCCUGAGCCCAAAUAAGAUGCAGUUCCUAGCUGAGGAACUGCAUAUACUUGGGCACAUAGUGGACGACCAAGGCAUUAGGAUGGAUCCUAAUAAAGUUGACUCAGUAUCGAAAUGGAAGACACCCAAAAGCAAGGACCAACUGGCAAGCUUCCUGGGAGCCGUGGGAUACCUCGCCCCAAAUUGCCCAGGGAUACGGAUCCCAAUGGCGCCGCUGGCCAAACGAGCGAGUGGCGACACCCCGUUCCGCUGGGGCGGGCUGGAGGAGCGGGCCUUCCGCAAGGUGAUACAAUUAGUAGAAGACUACAGAGAUAAACAUUGCGUAGCAUUGAAGUACGGGCCGAACAAGGACCCAAUCUAUCUGAUAACGGAUGCUAGCCUCACGGGAGCAAGUGGACUAGUGAGUCAAGGAAGAGAGUGGCAGACGGCGCUGGUAGCGGCGUUCUGGUCAGCCAAAUUUACCUUGGCGCAGCAAAACUACACAGUGACUGAGCGCAAGGCAUUAGCAAUAGUGGCAUCGCUGGACAAAUUUCAGCCGUUACUGCAUGGCGUGAAAUUCGAGAUACUCACCAAUCACAAGGCACUUGAGUACCUGAUGACACAGAAAACGCUCAACGCGAGGCAGACAAGAUGGUUAGAGACAAUUAAUCAAUUUGACUGCACAAUUAGAUACAUCGAAGGGUCCCAGAACGUGCUGGCGGACGCACUUUCUAGGAUGUACAGCGAGGACAAAAAGGGAACGGUACAGGCGGCAAGUGAAUACAUGGCGGACAUAGAUGGAAGCGACACGACGGGGGACGCGCAUACACCCACUGUACAGUUGACGCGACCCGUGAUCACAGGUAUGGCAGCAAAAGUAGCGGCCAAGAGCCGAGUAACAUUGGAAGGGGUGAGGCGAAACCCAGCUCGUAAACGUGUGGCGCCGGAACGAUACAACCCAGAGAUCCCGGGAAGGGGCAAUUCCGGAAGAAUUGGGACAAGAGCCCCGAAGAGAAGAGGCACCGCUGAUAAAGCAAAUUGGGACCCUGACAGAAGGGAAGAAUUUGAUGAGAUCAUGAAUGGGUCAACAGAAGCCGGGAGUGAAACACGUGAGACUGAAUCAAUGAGCUCACCAGCAAGCGUCAAGCUGGAGGGCGGGAAUACUACAGGAAACAAAGUAGACCCAAUGGACAGAUCAGACCACAGGCACAUAACACAGCUAGUGAGCGAAAUAGACAUAGUGAGCGCAAUAGCAGAAGGAUACAAGAAGGACAAAGACUACGAGAAAAUAAUUGAGGAACCAUUGCAAUUUCCUCAGUUUGAACUCCGCAAGGAACUAGUAUACUUUAGCAAGCACAGUCGAUUGUAUCUAUGUGUGCCAAAUACAACAAGCGGGGAUUGGCAUAUCCGCACUCUGUUAAUCUUGCACGCUCACUCAAUGGUAUUGCAUCUGGGAUACAAAAAGACGUAUGCAUACAUGCGCAAAAGUCUAUACUGGAAAGGAAUGGCAAAUGACACAAAGCAUUUCUGCAACGCAUGUGUAUCAUGCGCGUCGUCCAAGACAUCAACACAGAAGCCAUACGGGCUGUUGAAGCCAUUGCCAAUACCAAAGUACCUGUGGGCACAGGUUGGGGUAGACUUCUUUGGACCAUCACCUAACGUGUAUGACGCAUUUGAUACCUACCAGGUCGGACUACACUGCCCGCAACAUGGCAGAAGUGUUCCACGCAAACGUAUUCAGGCUACACGGAAUACCAGAAAUUAUAAUUACCUGACUGGUACUGAGAUCAGAUUAUCGUCCGCAUUCCACCCACAAACGGACGGGAUGACGGAACAAUUAAUACGAAGCAUGUCAGGAAUAAUACGUGUGUGCGUAAACCCGGCCCUGAGGGACUGGGCACUCAAGCUACCCAGCAUAGAGUUUGCAAUCAACUCAGCGAGGUCAGAAACCACGGGAUUCAGUCCGUUUUUGCUGAACUAUGGACGCGUACCUAGACCAAUGUUAGUGAGAACCGGGACAGACAUGCACGGCGUGCGCAAAGCAGCGCGUAAUAUCAAAUACGCACUAAUGAUAGCGCACGACGCAAUCAUAGGAGCGCGUGUGAGCCAGAUGGUUGAGUCAAAUCGACACCAAAGGCCAUCACCCUUCAAGCAGGGCGAUUGGGUCUACGUGAGCACAAAGAAUAUGCGCAUACCAAUGGGAAAGCCCCACAAGCUAUUGGCACAAUGGAUUGGGCCGGUAGUAAUUGAUGGAGUGGUAAAAGAAGGAGCCACCUACCAUGUGGAGCUCCUGGAGGACCUCAGGCGGCGCGGGAUCAAGGCAAUAUUCCAUGCGUCGCUACUCAAGCCGCAUAUACCCUACGAGGACCGCAGGUUCCCAGGGAGGAACUACAAGCAAAUCGCAUCGUUGGAAGCCAAUGACAACGAAUGGGCAGUAGAGAAAAUAGUAGGGCAUCAUGGCAAGGGCAGUAAUGCGGUGUUUGAGAUAGUGUGGCAAACUGGGGACCGCACUUGGGAAACGUACCGUGUGGUCAGGCACUUAGAAGCACUCAAGCAAUACUUUGAAGCCAUAGGGGUCAAACAAGCUAGGGACCUACCUUGGGCGGAAGGAGGAGACACACCCUAUGAUGAGCUUAGUGAUAGCGGGUCUGAAACCCUGGAGGGCGCGAGCAUGCGCGUACUUAAGGAGGGAGACCCAGAGUACAAGCACCUCACCACACCACUGUCGAAUACCAAGCUCACUGAAUUACUAUCACUAUACAAAAGAUGCCCCACGGCCAACGCUGGCGACGUAGUCGGGACCACGACCAACAACGAGACAAACCACCAGCGUAUCAACAGGACCAGUACGACCGAGUCAAUCCUGGGUUACUGCGGCUGCUCAACACCGUUGCGCAGACCAGCCUCGAAACCGUCCAAGCCCGUAACCCCCAAGUACAGCAAAGAGGCCGACGAGGGGGCAUGGGGCCACGCCCAAGAUAUCAGCACCAUUACCCGCACGUCGGUAGAGGGCAGCUGGACCUGUACGAAGGUAUUAUUGGCGUCAGUAUUCCCAAAACGGCCGACUCUAGCAUGGGUGAACGUCAGACUCACAACCUACGCACAGGAAGGCGCUUUAGACAAAGAAGAACUCAACCUAGUGCUAGGCCGAGGAGUAGAUCGUCCACACGUAGCGCUUCGACCGAGCGAGGCCGUAGCCGGUCAACUACCAGGGGAAGGAGCCUCUCCCCCGAGCGGAACGGAAGUGAACGACGAGGAAGAAAGCGAUACCCGAGCCUCUACCCCUUCGAAUUCCCGGAGCGCUAGCCGAUCCAGCUCCGACGACGCUACCGGAUCCGACCGAGAGAGUACCGCUGAACCCACCACUCCGAACGGCACCGGACCCGAACCAGAGGGGCGCGAUCGGGCUCCAAAUCAACGAUCUGUCGUCGAAGGUAACCCGGGCUAUCAGAACCGUCGAGAACUUGAUAUCAGUGACCGAGACCCUCAACGAGCGCGUCAAGAGGACUCACCAGCGCGUCGUGGACAGGGAGUGGGACAUCAUGGAAGAUAUGUCAAGGAUCGUACUACGGGCUCUAAGGAUAGGGGACGAACCAAGGAUCGGCGACGCGAGCUACCCUCAGGAACUACUAAGGCGAGCCUACCCGGCGCCCCCGUACAUGCCGGAGACCACGGAACGAGCGAUCGACGACCUCAUACUGGGGAUCGAGGAACACUGGUCGACAAUCAGGGGGAACAAGGCGACUUUGAGACACUACGUGCUGUCGCGGCUCCCGAAUCCAGCGUCGGAGAAGACGAGGCCGAUUCCAACGACGGAAGUGACGGCGGGCCCGAGCCAUCUGCAACAGAGCGAGACGAUCCAGACGUUAGGGACGCAACCGACCACGUCGCCAAGUGGACGACCCUCGGACCCGACGUCGAGAUGCGCGACGCCGGGAACGGACUCAAGACCCUCGAGCCGGAACAGCCUUGCGUCUCACCACGCAAGCUCGAGCUCAAGCGAUCGUCGGAAAGGGGAAGGGAAGGGCACCGGAGGAGACGGAGAAAAGUGACUGAGACGGCCGCGACCGUCUGGAGGGCGAGUGCAUCGAGUGAGGUCGAUUAUCCCGACUCUCCUCGAUGGGAAUCUCCUUUCACAGAUUUACCGGAGCAGAUAGAAUCAGAUGUUUCACUCAGGGCUACAGCUGUUCGUGCGGCAUCGACUGGCAUUUCCAGCAUACCCGGCGGUAUACUUACUCUAAUCGAUUAUCUGAAUGACACGGAGUCAUUCACUCGCCUUAGACAUAUACUUUCAUAUAGGUUGAAAUACAAUUUCUCAAAAGCGGGUACAGGAUACCUUCAAAAGGCAUUCGAAUGGACUUCCUCUAGAGGAGCUGUGCCCGAGCCCGAGCUCCAGCCGCUUGAAUACGUCAACAAAUGGGCGCAGUACGACUAUGAUAUGAUCGAAUACAAUACAGAGGAAUCGCCAAACGAAUGGGAUGAAGACGUUUGGUGGAUACUGCUAUACCAAGGGCUGUGCUACCGUGCUUCUGUUACCCUGGAACGUCUUCCAAACUCACACUUUCACCAAGACGAACACGAAUCUGACCCACCCUCUCGGAGUGAAGCUGCUACCAGUGCGGCUUUUGAGGACCCACAUCUGUACACUUCGCGUGUAGAGUUUCCAGGAAGAGUACUGGGGGACGUUGCCCAUCCAGCAUUUGAUGUUUCUUACUUCCCUCGUAUCUCAGAAAGCCAACUUCUCAGCGCACUCAAGAUAUGGUCCGAUUCAGUGUGGCUUCCUGACCUUAAAGCAGAGCGUUGGGACUUUGACUGUGGCACUCCCAUCCCGUUGCGCACCUUGAAUGUUUCCGGAUGCCAGUUUGUGACCCGUAACACUAUCCGCCGAGCGCUCCAAAUUGCACCUAGCAUUACACGCAUAAUUAUGAUUGGGUGCAGGAGUUUCCGUGAUGUCGACCUAUCGCUUCUCAGCCUUGACGGGACGCUAAACAACAUCGAUUGCAUUCUCACGCGCGACACGGUCAGAGAUCCGUUCUAUAAUCCCAGGCACAAGAUACAGUGGAGAGAUGAUGCAUAUGAUUCUGCUCGCAAACUUCUCCCGCAAGCUCCGAAUGAAAAGAUCCAGGCUAAGCUGGAUUCUGUACCAGGGGUAUUCUUCAAUUCAACCAAGGAGUUCAAGUUCAAAUAUUCUGAUAAAAUAUACAGCACUUACCACAGUCGCGGCCUUUCCUCGCGUUCUCUUAGUCAUAGCUUCGCCCGUCCCCCAGCCUUGGGGUUUGAUCCAUCGACAGGACAAGUGGUAUGCGGACCCCCACGUUUCUCGAUCAUUCUUGCAACGCAUACUGUCCACGACGUGCCCAUCACUGGCGCCACAUUCCCGCGCGUCCCGAUCGAUACCGGAAUUGAAGGUAUCGGGACUAACGGAUGUGGACUGACUUCGGUGUGGCGCGGGAUCAUAGACUUACUCGAGCUCCUGGGUGAUCCUUACAUCCGGAACAAACAGAAAUGGAACUUGAUUCGAUGGAGCCUUGUUGUCAAGUCUUGCUUCUCGGGCCCUGGUCAAAAGUGGAAUAAGAAGAGUGGGCUUACCGGAGGCGGCGAGUUUUACGGAUUUCCGGCUUAUUUCAAAGGAGGGCCCGGGCAGGCAAACGAAGAAUGGAUAUUCGCGUACCAGUUCAGGGAUGUGACUGCUAGGAUGCAAACAUAUUGGGCAAACGGCCCUCAGCUUGGCUCCCUUGUCUACCCUCAGUCCUCUACGCAGGACUGCUGGGCCUUUAUUCGAUACGGAAGAGACGCCAACCCGCUCUCGCAUCGAAUCCCUACGGUCGCGUUGUACAACGUACGAGAGUUCCGUCAAGCCAUUUGUCCUGACAUUCCAAUCUUGGAAGACGAGGCUAAAUGGAUCGCACGGGUCGAAGACGUUCUCACCAACGGGACCUGGCACCCAAGUUAUCCUAUCGUCAACUGGGACACCGAUCGGGGUUUUGCCAGCAACGGAGAUCCGAUGUGGGCUCAGAUGCGCGCUGCAGCCGAGCAGAUUACCAAACCUAAAUACAUGAAGGAUGUUCCCCAAGAAUUGAUGUUAUUGAUAGAGCGGAUGAUGGUGUCCCAGAUGAAUGGGGGUAGCGACCCAUUUUGA
This is a messenger RNA of Rhizoctonia solani, 10806 nucleotides long. Its product is annotated as Transposon Ty3-G Gag-Pol polyprotein. Gene Ontology annotation, molecular function: zinc ion binding; nucleic acid binding. Lineage: Eukaryota; Fungi; Basidiomycota; Agaricomycetes; Cantharellales; Ceratobasidiaceae. The transcript has 14 exons. The record is from RefSeq and is a predicted model, not a curated record. Bases 1 to 10806 code for a protein of 3601 amino acids.